Thalassophryne amazonica is the source of this 952-nucleotide messenger RNA. Its product is annotated as kunitz-type U19-barytoxin-Tl1a. The record is from RefSeq and is a predicted model, not a curated record. The transcript has 6 exons. Bases 47 to 694 code for a protein of 215 amino acids. Gene Ontology annotation, molecular function: serine-type endopeptidase inhibitor activity. Lineage: Eukaryota; Metazoa; Chordata; Actinopteri; Batrachoidiformes; Batrachoididae.
AACCUUCACUCACUCCAGGAAACAGAACACAAAGACAAGCAACAAAAUGAAGCACCUUCUAUUUUUUGGAAUUCUUUUGGCUGCACUCCACACAAGUCAAUCCAUUCCAGAUUUCUGUCACUUGCCCAGUGACGAAGGGGAAGGCACCAGUUUCAUCUAUUCUCUGUUUUACAACGGGUCCAAAGAUGCUUGCUAUCCAUUCCUGUACAAAGGCCAAGGAGGAAAUGGCAACCGCUUUCAAAAUGAGAAAGCGUGCAUAAGAAACUGUUCUGUCAAUGCAGAAAAUAUCUACCCCAUGGAUGAAAGAAAAGCUUGUUUGCUGCCCAAGGCCAUAGGUGAAUGUGGCUUUAACUUAUUAAGCUACUACUACAACUCCCGCUAUGACAAAUGCAAAAAAUUCCUUUGGAGUGGUUGUCUUGGGAACGGUAACAGAUUUCCUACUCAAGAAAUCUGCAAUGCCACGUGCGCUGGCAUCCAUGCUGACGGUGAUGAAGAGGAGGAGGAUGACUCAGACACACCUGUUGCAAUCAUUGUUGGAGUUGGGCUUGCUGUCAUUGUCACGGCUAUCAUCAUAUCUGUGACUGUCCUCGUCGUCCAGUCAAAGAAAAACGGCUCCAAGAAGAAGCCAAAGACUGGAGGGAAAAGUAGAGAACAGCAAGUCGACACACCUCUGCAGACAACUGAAAUGCCUUAGAUCUUCUCCCUGAAAAGCCUUCCUUAUAACAUGUACUGUUUUUAACAGUGUAGGGUUUUUGUGUGUGUGUGUGCGCGCUAAGACCACUAGUCUUGCUCUUAUUCAAAAGAAAAUAACAGAUUGGAAUAUUUCUUCUACUUUUCUCACUAUACAAUUUUCUACUCUAUUUCAUGUUUAAAGGGGUAUCUCUAAAGUUGUAUUAUUUUUUUGGUGUUGUGACAUUCAUUCACUAGACCCAAUUAUUCCAAUUAAGGGUCA